Dothidotthia symphoricarpi CBS 119687 is the source of this 1716-nucleotide messenger RNA. RefSeq lists its product as uncharacterized. Bases 27 to 1586 code for a protein of 519 amino acids. Gene Ontology annotation, biological process: DNA-templated transcription. The record is from RefSeq and is a predicted model, not a curated record. The transcript has 3 exons. Gene Ontology annotation, cellular component: nucleus. Gene Ontology annotation, molecular function: zinc ion binding; DNA binding. NCBI's taxonomy places the organism in Eukaryota, Fungi, Ascomycota, Dothideomycetes, Pleosporales, Dothidotthiaceae.
GUGUUCACCCGCGUCGACUUACUCGAAUGAUAGACGUCGUUCACGUGCAGUCACCCCCGAACCCCGUGAGGAAUCACCAAUAUCGGAGCGUGUCCUUGUCUUCGUCCGGAUCCUCGCCAUUUCUGCUUUCCAACAUUCCGUACUCAAACCACACGCCUGCACCCUACUUUGGCCUUGGUGCAGAGCAUCCUUUUGCCAACUAUUGGACCAGUAGAGGUGGCCUCGCCGAGGUCAUCGGAGUACUACCGGCCAGAGAACAGGCAGACAUUCUUGUAGAUAAGUAUUUCGAUGCCGUUGACCCAGUGUAUCCCAUGAUACACAAGAGGAACUUCUAUGCCGACUAUGAGCGAUUUUGGUCGCUACCGCCAGAUGAGAAGCAAGUAGCAGACCCAGUGUUGGUCGCCCUGCAUUUCGUCGUGUAUGCAAUGGGCACUCAGUUUAUCCAUACGCCGUCAAAUCAAGAGCGAACACAAAUUGCCGAAUUCUAUAUCUCAGCAGCACAGCAAGCUCUUCGGUUAUCAUCUUACCUGAGCAAGGCUUCAGUCAGGACAUUGCAGGCCAUGGUACUGAUCAGCUACUUCCUCAUGAAUGAUAAUCACGCUUCAGAUGCGUGGUCUUUCGGCGGCGUGCUCGUGCGACAAGCAUACGCCAUGGGCCUAAACCGCGACCCUGACAUCAUCGCGCCUCGCUGUUCUCGAAGCGACAAACAACAGCGACGGAAGCUCUGGCAAGCUGUGUUCUUCCAGGAUACAUUUCUCACGGUACUACUCAAGCUCCCACCAACAGCAAACAUCUCCGACAUCCGGCCAGAGUCUCUGAGCGACGAGCUUGACGAUUACAUGCCGAACAGUUCAUCCACAAACGGUAGCACGGAUCCCAUCAUCAAUCCCAUGAGCAUCAGUAAUAUUGCGUCGAUCACUGAUGUUUAUCCUCCCUAUGAGCUCUCGGAUCGCAGGUAUAUUCGCUCUAUGUGGCACCUGGCCAACCUCGUCUGCCGCACGGUCUGCACACCACGUUCACUAGCAUCACCACUCACCACCUCAGUCGCUCAUAAAAUCCAACUCGUCGGCGAAUACUUUGCACUACAUAGCACCUUCCCUAGCGAGCUAACCGCGUCAGAUGACGACACAAUACAAAGCAUGGCGAAAACGACUCUGCGGUCACUGCGCCAGAACCUCUUCUUUCGAAGCAACUUCUGGCACUGCGUCAUGGUCAUCCAAUCGGACGAGAACGUUGCUGAGGGCGUGUCGUGCGAUGUGAAAGGGGCGCUUGAGGCGGCAAGGAUGGGCGUGCAAGCCUUCUUCCACUUUUGGGAGUACUUGAGAAUCGACGCGAGCGUGUGGUGGGUGUUUCAGCAUCGGGCGUUCGAAGAAGCUCUUCUCAUGGCACGUAUUCUCGCCCAGCAAGAACAACCACUCUCGUCCAAACACCACGGCAUGCCGCCCUCGGCCGAUCCACUCCUCCAACUCGCAAAGGAGGAUGUGCGCAAGUGCCUGAACAUCUUAGAUUCUGUGGGCAUAGCGCCCGAGAUGCAGAAAACAAGGACGGAGGUACUUAGGACGGCUUUCGCAGAUAUCAUGUGGUAGCCGUGGUUUAACCGGACUAUGUGUGAUUCCGCGUUGAUGCGUACUGCUUCAAUUCUGAUGUAGAAUAUCUUUAGACAUACUAGUGCUAAUACCAUUCAUGUAAAGAAGGUGAUAGCGGUCCAUUACCAUU